AUGCUAACCAUCGUGAUCAGGUCUUCUACGAACUCGGACAGUCUAGCACCUCCCCCAUCUCCGUAUCCUCAACAGGUCGAUCCUUCGCCUACUGACUCGAACGGCACAGAGAAUACGGAUAUUGAAGAGGACGUCCAAGAUCAAGUUGGAGAUAAUUUUUCCGGUGCUGAGAUUCAGUCCAGCCGACCCAUGAGUCGAGAAAGCGUACGCAUUAUCGAUACAAACACCGCUGUCGCUUCACGGUCACGAUCUGAUUCGGACGAGACGCCUCCAUCAGCCAUACAUGUGCCGGCCGACUUCAAAGAGCUUGUUAAUUCGGAGAACAGUACAUACACAUCCAAGCACGAUUUUGGACACGCCUGCAUUUCUCCAAGCACACCUGAUGCAGCUUUGGGCCCAGAAGACAAGCGUUUAUCAUCCAUUACCUCGCCCUUGAACACAGAUAUACCACUUGAGCAAGGCGUUGACAGGCCUACUCCGCGAGCCCAAACACGGCAAGAAGUGGAAGAAGAAUGGAAGAGACGGUCAAGACGUACAUCUAGUCUCGAGGAUAUCCCAGAAACGAAUACUACUGCUGGUAAAGACAAGGAAGAUUCUCAGUCGCGAUGGGAUUCAGUCGACGACGUAUCUGAGCUCCGUUCUGCACUAAAUGAAUGUUGGACGCUGUGUAAUACUCUCUCUAAUUUGAGCUCCAGCCAUCGUCAGCGAACUCGAGCAGAAUCGCUACCAAGCACCCCACAUGAACAGGCAUGGCGAAGCUGUUGGCACCUUUGCAAGCAGCUCUACGAAUCAUACUACGAUCGAACACAUACACUGCAAAUUCUAGAAACAUGUCGAGAGUUUUGUCAAGCUCUGUUCGACGUUCGCCUCCGUGGUGACGAAUCUGUAGACUCCAUCUUGAGAGUCAGUUUCGAAAUGAACAAUCAUCUCUACAACACACAUGAUCGCCACCUUCCCGAGGCGUUCAAGGAAAGAACCUUGGAUUUCUAUGUGACUCUAUGUCAUCGAAUGAUGAAAAGGUCGACCUCACUGGCUCGGGAGACUGAUGCACUAUUGAGAGCAUGUUGGUCUCUGGCUGAGGCACUCUUUAAUCUAAGGCACGUUGGUCGGGAUACAAAGAGACUCGAUGAACUGUUAGCUUUAGCUAUUCAAGCUUGUUGGGAUCUGUCAGAUAUCUUCAGAGAGAGCUGGAGUCAUCUGCGUCCUGACAGAAGCACACCACGACCUGGUCAAGUCGGAUUCGCCUCGUCGGUGUCACAACAUUCGAUGGGUCCAUCUGAGCGAGCUCCUUCUAGUUUGAGUAGCGAGUACUACGAUGCGCCGUUGCCGCCACCAGAGACUCCAACAACAAUCUUCGAUGACGCUACCACAGUGUCGUCUCCUGAAUCAGUCACUGUCCCCAACAUUCUAGUACUUGGGCCUGCUGCUCCCGCAAGUUCUGGUGGCUCGACGCGUGGUGCCAAACAUCACGAUCGCUGGUCUAGUAAUGCAUCAACAUUGAGCGACUACUCCGAGUCUGCAGACUCGCAGCGUACCUCGUCUACCGCACGCGCAAAUUCAGAUGGCAAGCAUCUCCUGCGCCUACGCUGUCUUAUUCUCAAGGCAGCCUUCAAUGUCGGUUUCUCAGGGAAAUCGAAUCAAUCUCUUGCUUCAUUCGCCCACAAGCUUCCGGUACAAAGUUUCGGCAAUCAGUCGUGGCAGAUUCGUUUACUUGAACACUACAAACGACUGGUUGUUGUUGAUCAAAGCCUCCGAUCUCUAGCAUCUCUGUCCGGCCAAAGCCUAACUGCUGUUGAGGUUGCCAAAGCAGUCAUGUGGCUAAGCAGGAAUGAGGAGUGGCGGUGGUUGCAAGAUCUUUACUUGAUUGUCUUUAGCUUUGGUGUCGAGGAAGCGGAAGUCAGAGGCGGAUCCUUUCAGAUUUAA
Molecule: messenger RNA, 1923 nt
Organism: Aureobasidium melanogenum CBS 110374
Lineage: Eukaryota; Fungi; Ascomycota; Dothideomycetes; Dothideales; Saccotheciaceae
Exons: 4
Coding region: 1-1923 (640 amino acids)
Source: RefSeq, a predicted model, not a curated record